Molecule: messenger RNA, 10447 nt
Organism: Anolis carolinensis (green anole)
Lineage: Eukaryota; Metazoa; Chordata; Lepidosauria; Squamata; Anolidae
Product: all-trans-retinol 13,14-reductase
Exons: 11
Coding region: 3329-5146 (605 amino acids)
Source: RefSeq, a predicted model, not a curated record
AGGUUAUGAUAAAUGGUUUGCUUUCAUCACUGUGGCUAAAAAUAGGUUUUAAGAGCCUAUUUCCACAUCAUCUACCCCCUACAUGGCCAUCAUUCUGGGGUUGCUUGUACAUAGUUUGCCAACUAGAUUUUCAAUUUGCAUUUAUAUGUUGAAGCAUUUGAACCAAAAUGGAAUACUCAAAACUUGCUGUGAUAACCCUGUUAGACAGAUUUUACAGACAAUGAGUAUAGCAACCUUACUGAAUAUUUCAUUUGCUUCAAGUACUAUCUAGGUCAGAGUGGCAAAUCUGUGAUCCUACAGACUUGAGAACAACUCCCAUCAUCCUUUACCAUGUUUCCAUUCUGCAUGGAUUAAAGAGAAUUGUAUUUCCAACAGCAUUUGGCAAAUUAUAUGUUCCCUGGAUUGAUGCAAGAGGACAAUUCUACAUUACAUACAUUUCUCCCUAUCAUUUCUCCCUAUCAUUGCCUCAAAAUAGACCAUAUGAUACUGUAUGUUUAUGUAUGUGCCUUCAAGUCACCAGUUGGUUAAUGGCAAUCCUAUGAAUUUUCAUAGGAUGUUAAGCAAUGAAUAGUCAAAGGUGGUUUUGCCAGUCCCUUCCUUUGAAAUAGAGCUUAUGGCACCUAGUAUUCACACAUGUAAAGUUGAACCUCUGCAUUCAUAGAUUCGGCAUCCAUGGAUUUAAACAUCCACAGCUUGAAAGUAUUAAAAGAAAAUCCAAAAAGGAAACCUUGAGCUUGCCAUUUUUUAUUAGCAGCACUAUUUUAUUACAUCAUUGUACAAUUUUUUUUAAAUUGUUUUAUUGUAUUGAAAGCAGUAAUUACAUUUCCAAUUAUUCUCAAUAUCUUAUUACUAGCUAAUAUUAUCAAACUAUAAUUUCCUCUGAACCUUCUUCCCUCCACAUUAAAAAGGAGUGGAGAAUCUAUCCUCAUUCUACUUUAAAAUUAGCUAUAAAAGUAAAAUAAAAUAAAACAUCUUCUUACCCAAAGAUAUACACUUCAGUAAAUUAGUUUUCUUCUUGCCACUAUUAAAUAUUAACUCUUUAUUUCUACUAUAGUCCUUUAUAUUAAGUUUAAUUGUCAAAACCCACAAGUAUCUUGCCCGGCUUACAGCCAUUGUUGUCUCUGUAACAGCCUUCCGGGUUGCCUCCGCUGCCUCUUGCAACACAUGGACCUCACUUCAGCAUGGAGCCCUGCCAGAAGUAGAUCAACUGCAUGUGAUGGAGUACAGCGGGCUUCGUGCCCGAAGAGAGGUCUAAGUAAUGUAGGGCAGGCAAUUUUGCCCAUUCAAUGAGGUCGUAAGUCUUCCUGAGGUAUUGUGAUUCACAAUGACAAUCCCAAAUAUCUCUCAAGUUAGUGAAGUGGACUUCUCCACCUAUAUGAUUCCCUGCUACCCAGUCCCCCCAAUAUUAUAUCAUGAUAAUUACAACAACCAUAGUUACAUACAAAUACCAUAGUCCCUCCACAUUUGCAGGGAUUAGAAGUCCAGGAUCCUUGCAAAAAUAAAUAUUGCAAAUUGUAGUAUCACCUAUAAUUAAAGAGGGAACCCCCGGUGGCGCAGUGGGUUAAACCGCUGUGCUGAUGAACUUGCUGUCCGAAAGUUGGUGGUUCGAAUCCAGGGAGCGAGCACCCACUGUUAACCCCAGCUUCUGUCAACCCAGCAGUUCGAAAACAUGAAAAUGUGAGUAGACCAAUAGGUACUGCUCCGGCAAGAAGGUAACAGUGCUCCAUGCAGUCAUGCCAGCCACAUAACCUUGAAGCCGUCUACGGACAACAUGGGCUCUUCAGCUUAGAAAUGGAGAUGAGCACCAACCCCCAGAGUCGGAUACAAUUAGACUUAAUGUCAAGGGGAAACCUUUAUCUUUUAUAAUUAAAGAGAAAGUAUUUUAUGUUUUCUCUAAUGUGAUAUUUAUUCUAUAAUAUAUAGCAAUAUGUCUGUAAUAUAUUAAUAUCAGAUCUGUCAUAAAUCCAGUUGAUUAGUUGGUGGUCCAUUUUCAACACCAAGCUCUUCAAAAUAGAUUUAAAAUUGAGUACUCCCCAACUUCUCUUUUGAUUAAUCUGUUUAAAGAAUUGUCUUGAUUUUGAUUGUCUUGAAUUGAUUUGGCUUUAAGAAACGGCUUGUUUUUGAGUCAUGCUAGCUCUGACACUAAAUUGCUCCCCCCCCCCCCCCACCCUUCCGUAAAGACAAUUUUUCCAACACAGCUCCAAACCAUCUCUCUGUAGCCCUCUGAUUUUACAUCCUGGCCCAUCCUACAGAAGAGAUCGCAAUUGUAAGAGACAGUAUUUCAACUAAGAGGGAUUUGGCUACCAUAAGUGGUUUAAUAUGACUCAAGUGAACAAGACGGAUUAGUUUAUCCUUAAUCUUGAGUUUACUGCACUGCAUGCUGAGCAAGAAAGGGAGAGGCUCACUACUUAAACAAUGGGUAUUCUCCGGUUAAUAUCCAAAAAAUAUCUCUCCAAAUGCUCCUAUUACCCAAAUCAUAUGGGCAAGUUUCCAGCAUGAGCGGAGUCAACCCUAUUGUUGGGCAGAGUGAUACAACAGCCACAGGAAGCAGAUUCUGAGUGUAAGGAAAGGCAAGCAAAUUGUUUGUAAAUUUAUUUUGGCUCUUUCCCCAUGUUGCAUGUUAUUUAAUUAAUUGAUAUGUUUUUGUAGCUAUUCCUAUUAAAACUGCAGCAUCAUGAAGGAUAAAGGAAAACCCUAAUCACAGUGCAACUGCAAUGGUUAUUUUUAUUAGCAUUUAUUUAUUUGAGAUACAAUCAUUAUCCAGUCAUAUGACUUCCUUUCCUUUAUGUAUGAAGUAUGGAGUGUUUCCCAAACAGGAAAUAUGCAUUUUCAAACAGCAUUUUCUGUUUCCCAAUUUUGCACUCAUUAUCUUAGCCAUUUGAUUCACUUUCCUCCAGUUGACAUGGACUGAAAGAGGGGAAUAUAUUCGUAAAUUGGUGUAUUUGAGUUGUGUAGUGGAUUACUAUCAACAUCGUUGCGACUAUUUGUAUCUAUUUGCAGGACCUGUUGAUAGGGAGAAUUUUGCCCCUGCUUUUCCCUGGUUGGUUGUGGAAGAGAGAAGCAUAUGCUAUUUUCUGCUUUACCACAGGCAUCAGAGAUACUUUGGAUUGACCCUAGACCUCUGAGAUCACUAUUGGGGAGCAAAGGGUUACGUACGUAUCUUUACUCCCAGUUGGCCAGAUGCCAAUGGUAAUCACAUGAAGAAUGAUAAUUGGAUAAGUUUGCCCAGUCGUUCAGUGUGCUGGAUACUGAACUCUCCUCCAUCUGUCUCUCGUUCUUUUUCUCUCUCUUUCACAAACGAACACAAACAUACAAGACUCAGGCAGUUAUGUGGCAGUAUAUGCUCCUGCUCUUGUUGGUUCUUCCGAUCCCUGGGUUGGUUUUCUUCUAUCGUCUCCAUGGAAUGGGGAGGAACCCCUUCAGCCAGGGGUCUGUGCAUUCGCCUAAGCCAAUAGUGACGGACCAGGAGGCUCGCAAAAAGAUCCUCAAGAAAGGUUUUUCUGCAGAUAGAGUGCCCUCCAACUUAGAUGCGAUUGUUAUUGGAAGCGGCAUCGGAGGUCUGUCUGUGGCAGCUGUCUUGGCCAAGGCAGGAAAACGGGUUUUGGUGCUAGAGCAGCACAGCAAGGCUGGAGGAUGUUGCCACACCUUUCAGGAGAGAGGCUUUGAGUUUGAUGUUGGCAUCCAUUAUGUGGGGCAAAUGCACAAGAAUGGCAUGCUGAGGGUAAUCAUGGACCAGCUCACCAAUGGGCAGCUCGACUGGGUUCAGUUGGAGGAUCCCUAUGAUAUCAUAACCAUUGGGGACAAGGAUUAUACACUUUUCUGUGGCAAAAAGGCUUUUGGUGAGGAGUUGGAGAGGCAGUUCCCAGAAGAGAAAGAGGGCAUCCAAGAGUUCAUAAGGUUAGCAAAGGUAGUAUCGAAGCAUGUGGCUCUGCUGGCUGUUCUGAAAAUGAUACCCUCAUGGUUGUCUACGUUCCUGAUCCGAUGUGGCCUCAUUCACUGGAUCUCUCCUGUUUUCAGAUUGGCAUGUUCCAGCCACAGCAAAAUGGCCACCCAGUUGACCUCCAAUCAGGAACUGCUAACUAUCUUCAGCUACUUCUUCUAUGGAGUUCCUCCCAAAGACUCAAGUUUCUUGAUUAAUCUCCUCAUGAUCCAUCACUACAAGCGUGGAGCAUGGUAUCCAAAAGGGGGAUCUAGUGAAAUUCCUUUCCACAUGAUACCCGUCAUUGAACAAUCAGGAGGUGCUGUGCUAACCAGGGCCCGUGUGCUUCAAAUCUUACUCUCUGAAAGUGGCACUGCAAUUGGAGUGAGUGUUCAGAAAGGACAGAAUGGAGAGGUGAAGGUUUAUGCUCCUUUGGUGAUCUCAGAUGCUGGCAUUUACAAUACCUUGGAGAAAAUGCUGCCUCCUCAGAUCAGAAGCAAACCAGAGAUUCAGUCCCAACUUGGCAUGAUCAGGCCUGGGAUGGGCUCCUUCCUAGUCUUUGUGGGUCUUCGAGGAAGCAAAGAAGAGCUUGGUCUCAAGUCAACCAACUACUGGAUUUACCAACACAAUAAUCUAGACAGUCUGAUGACAAAGUAUUUUGCCCUACCUAGAGAAGAAGUGAGCACCAACCUUCCUAUGAUGUUCAUCACCUUCCCAUCAGCCAAGGAUCCCACAUAUGAAGACAGGCACCCUGGACACUCUUGCAUGACCAUUCUCACCAUGGCCAACUAUGAGUGGUUUCAGGAGUGGUCUGAAUGUCGCGUGAAGAACAGGGGAGCCGAUUAUGAUGCCCUGAAGAUGGAGAUUGCCCAGAACCUCCUAGAUUUGGCUUUGGAAAAGUUUCCUCAGCUCAGAGACAAGGUAGACUAUAUGGAAGCUGCUUCUCCUCUCAGCAAUCAAUAUUAUCUAGCUGCUCCUGUGGGUGAAAUGUAUGGUGCAGAGCACAAUAUAGAUCGGUUCGAACCACAGGUUGUGGCUGCCAUGAGAGCACAGACUCCCAUUCCAAAUCUCUACUUGACAGGUCAAGAUGUCUUCUGCUGUGGCCUUGCAGGGGCCUUACAUGGAGGCCUGAUUUGUGCCUCAGCUAUACUUCGACGCAUUGUUUACAUAGACCUGCUGCGACUGAAGAAGAAACUAAAGAAACAAGAUCAGAAGAAAGGGGACUAAUCCAGCCAGCCACUGUCACUCUCUCUACAUGAAAGCUGUAGUAGUAUGGAUAAAUGAAUAUAAAAUGAGCUUUGCUGGAUCAAGCCAAAGAUCCAACUGGUUCAGCAUCCAUUCAAACAGUAGGUGAGCCGAUUUCCUCCAUAGAUCCAAUAGCAAACCAAGAGGAGAGCAAACAGUUCCUCUUCUGAUCCCAAUGCCUAGCAUUUAGCAGAAGAAAGUUGCCUCUAUCUUGGACAUCGUGUGUGGUAGGAAUAAAUCUUCCUAAACAUUUUUAAAGGCAUGAACAAUUUUUCAAACUUCUUGUCCUUGUCAAAACCUGCAGUUUUCAAAGACUGUUUGCAAGUCAAGUCUUAUUCUGUUCCAAAACUAAAAUGAAAUACGAUUUUAAAAUGCAUGUGGCUCUUUUCCACAAUAAAUAUUUCAUUUAAAGAAAAUAUGGUACUUACAUGGAAAACAGAAUUUUCUCCACAGAAAAUAAAAAUUCUUUGCAAAAGUAACAUUUCUGUGAAGAAAAUGCUCUUUUCUGUGUAGGGAAGCUUGCUUCAGUGGAAAAAUAGUAUUUUUGGCACAGAAAAACAUUUUUGUACCAAAAUAUAAAUUUCCUCCUUGCAAAGAAUAUAUCUGGAACUGUAAAAAUUCUUGAUUGGAUAAGAUUCUCCUUGUUUAUUUUCCCCAAUAUUCUAGACUAUUAUUUUUUUCAAUAUUUUUGAAUAUUUUUCUUAUCACUAGUAUGUAGUCAUUAUGUGAGUGAGUCAUCAUUGCUGGUCAUGGAAAGAGACCUUCUGUGACUUCGUCUAAUAUUCUUUUAAAGUCAUCUGAGUUGGUGUCAUUAUCUCAUUAUCUUGGUGCAGGGACGUUCUAUAGUUUAACUGUGCAGUUCUGUCAACCAAGCUGCUGGAAGCUGACAGCAGUGGCACUGGAGAGAAAAAAGAAAAGAAAAACAAUUUCCUUUCCACAAUGUGGGGAGAAAACAGCCUGCCCUCCCUCCUGGCAGGGCUUUAUGGUGCUAGAGGGGCUGCUCCUAUAACAGGGAGUGCUACCAUUGGUACUGUGGGGUUCAUCUAGCAAUAGUCAGGUCUGCAAAAUCAGUAGUCUUUAGCAAAUCCCAGCAACACUGGUUCAGCUCCAAGGAUAGUGGUACAGUCCUCAAUUCUGGAGUAGAGUCCAUUGCUGAUCUGCAUUUUGCAAAAUGCACAUAGACUACACCCUCAAUAUAGGCACAGGAAUGUUGCUAGAUACCCAUUUAUUUGGAUACUCAGUGCCAUUUCUUCUGUCUGUAGCAAUCCUGGGUUGCAGAACAGUUAUCUGCUGGUGCGCUUUCUGGAAAACCUGGCAUUCUUGCAGUGGCAUAACUAUGAUUGAUUUCGCCAGGGUAGUACCCCAGAUUGCUAGUCAAUGUGGACUGCCUAAAAGCUGCUGCCAGAGUUGACAAUAUUAGGUUAGAUUGACAAAAGAUGUGAUUUAGUGUCAGGCAUCUAUCUGUGUUCCUACGUAAUGUGUUACUUCCAAGUUCUGGGAAAAUUAAAGUGGAAGAUCCUGGCCUUUAAUUAAGUUCUUCUACCAAUAUCAGGUGCCCCUGGUAGCACAGUGUGUUAAAGCGCUGAGCUGCUGAACUUGCAAACCAAAAGGUCCCAGGUUCAAAUCCCGGGAGCGGAAUGAGCGCCCGCUGUUAGCCCAACUCCUGCCAACCUAGCAGUUUGAAAAAAAUGCAAAUGUGAGUAGAUCAAUAGGUACCAUUCCAGCGGGAUGGUAACGGCGCUCCAUGCAAUCAUGCCAGCCACAUGACCUUGGAGAUGUCUAUGGACAACGCCGGCUCUUCGGCCUAGAAAUGGAGAUGAGCACCAACCCCCAGAGUCGGUCACGACUGGACUUAACAUCAGGGGAAACCUUUAUCUUUACCUCACCAAUAUCAGAUUAAACCGAAAGAGGGGGUAUAGGAGCUCCCCUUGUCAGGUGCUCGCUCUAACUUCGAGUUACUCCUUUCCCUGGGUUGUUAUCUAUAUAUAUAAAAGAGUGAUGGCAUCACGGCAAUUCACAAAACAACAAAAGUACAGGCCCCCCAACCUCAAAAUUUGACAACACAACCCAUCAUCCAUGCCUCAAGGUUGAUACAACAAAAAGAAAAGAAAAAUAAAGUCCUAAUUAGAGGGAGAGCAAUAAUUUUUUUUAUCCAAUUGCUGCCAGUUUAGAGGGCUAAUCUCUGCCCACUUGGUUGCCUAGCAACCAAGGGACAGCCAGGUUUCAGUUAGGGGACAGGCAGAUUUAGGCCUCACUUAGACUUCUUCCACAGAUUAUCUAAUUUGCACUGGAUUAUAUGGCAGUGCAGACUCAAGGCCCUUCCACACAGCUAUAUAACCCAUUUAUAAUCUUAUAUUAUCUGCUUUGCACUGGAUUAUCUUGACUCCACACUACCAUAUAAUCCACUUCAGUGUGCAUUUUAUACAGCUGUGAAGAAGGGGCCUCAUAUAAUCCAGUUCUAAGCAGAUAAUUUAAGAUUAUCAAUAUACAGUAGAGUCUCACUUAUCCAACGUAAACAGGCCGGCAGGAUAAGUGAAUAUGUUGGAUAAUAAGAAGGGAUUCAGGAAAAGCCAAUUAAACAUCAAAUUGGGUAAUCGUUAUACAAAUUAAGCACCAAAACAUCAUAUUAUACAACAAAUUUGACAGAAAAAGUAGUUCCAUGCGCAGUAAUGCUAUGUAGUAUUUACAGUAGAGUCUCACUUAUCCAACACUCGCUUAUCCAAUGUUCUGGAUUAUCCAACGCAUUUUUGUAGUCAAUGCUUUCAAUAUAUCGUGAUAUUUUGGUGCUAAAUUCAUAAAUACAGUAAUUACUAUAUAGCAUUACUGUGUACUGAACUACUUUUUCUGACAAAUUUGUUGUCUAACAUGAUGUUUUGGUGCUUAAUUUGUAAAAUCAUAACUUAAUUUGAUGUUUAAUAGGGUUAUCCUUAAUUCAUCAUUAUCCAACAUAUUCGCUUAUCCAACGUUCUGCCGGCCCGUUUAUGUUGGAUAAGUGAGACUCUACUGUACUGUAUUUACAAAUUUACCACUAAAAUAUCACAAUGAAUUUAAAACACUGACUACAAAAACAUUGAUUAUGAAAAGGCAGACUGCAUUGGAUAAUCCAGAACAUUGUAUAAGCGAAUGUUGGAUAAGUGAGAUUCUUCUUUAAUAUGAAAUAAUUACUGGGAUAGAAUAAUGCAGAACAAUAUAAUCUCUAAAACCAGGACAGUAAAUAAACAGGGGAAUUCCACACAGGAAACAAUCGGGGCCAGCUAACACCUUCCAACAAAGUAUUCCCAUCAUCAAAGUCUGGCAAAUCCUGUUUUCUCAGGGCCACAGACAGUAGAAGCACAUAAAAUAUCGCAAACAACACCACUCUGAAAACAAGGGAAUUCCAGACAGGAAACAAUCAGGGCCAGCUAACACCUCCCAACAAAGUAUUCCCAUCAUCAAAGUCUGGAAAAUCCUCUGUUUUCUCAGGGCCACAGACAGUAGAAGCACAUAAAAUAUCGCAAACAACACCACUCUGAAAACAAGGGAAUUCCAGACAGGAAACAAUCAGGGCCAGUUAACACCUCCCAACAAAAAAUUCACUCAGGGAGGAAACAGCCAGGCUUUAAAGCUGCAAGGCCAUUACAUCCUAAUCAUUUUUCCUAAUUGCAGCAUUCAUACUUGCCUCCAACAAACAAAAAAAACCAAUCAGAAAUAUUGUAUAUUCACAACCUUUAGGAAAUAAUAUCCCCUGAUGGCGCAGCGUGUUAAAGCGCUGAGCUGCUGAACUUCUGGACCGAAAGGCCACAGGUUUGAAUUGGGGGAGCGGAGAGAGCCCCCACUGUUAGCCCCAGCUUCUGCCAACCCAGAAGUUCGAAAACAUGCAAAUGUGAGUGCAUCAAUAGGUACUGCUCCGGCAGGAAGGUAACGCCGCUCCAUGUAGUCAUCCCACAUGACCUUGGAGGAGUCUACGGACAACGCCGGCUCUUCGGCUUAGAAAUGGAGAUGAGCACCAACCUCCAGAGUCAGACACGACUGGACUUAAUGUCUGGGGAAAACCUUUACCCUUGACCUUAACUACCACCAAUUCCUCAAUACUUUAUUUCCCAUACCACCAGACUUCGCCACAGCAACGCGUGGCCGGGCACAGCUUGUAUUCUAUAAUUAUUGUGAGAAUGGACGGUGGCCAGAUGUUCUUUUGAUUUUCCCAGGACUUUGGGAGAGAGAUUAUAUGCACUGUUUUGAUCUGAUGACUCAAUCUGUUUGUUUUCCCCAUCCUCCACUGUUCUGUUCUAUAGGCUAUUUUUUAUGUACCAAUAGACGACAGUAGCUAGCUGGUAGCUUUCAUGAUAGUGAAGUAGUAUAUCCACUCCAGUCCCAGUCUGAACUUUUGUCUGAAACUACAAUAGAGUCUUGCUUAUCCAACCUUUGCUUAUCCAACAUAGUCUGCCUUUUAGUAGUCAAUGUUUUUAUAGUCAAUGAUUUCAAUACAUUGUGAUGUUUUGGUGCUAAAUUCAUAAAUACAGUAAUUACUACAUAAUGAUACCAUGUACUGAACUGUUUUUUCUGUUGAUUUGAUGUAAAACAUGAUGCUUUGGUGCUUAAUCUGUAAAAUCAUACUGUAAUUUGACGUUUAAUAGGCUUUUCCUUAAUCCCUCCUUAUUAUUUAACAUUUUUGCUUAUCCAAGGUUCUACCGGCCCAUUUAUGUUGGAUAAGUGAGACACUACUGUAAUCCAAAAAUGAGUUCAGCACCUUGGAUAGCUCUGUUGAAAUUUGGAUGAUUUCAUAAUGCAGAUUCACCAGCCUCCACUGCUGAUAAUGUUUCUACUCUUGUAGUUAUGUCAGCCAGUUUAGAAGGUUUCUAAGUUUGCUGUCUGCAAAGUGAACUAUAAAUCUCUUAAAUAAAAAAAAUUGUAUGUAUGUAUGUUGUGUUUUGAUAGUUAAAUAUUAUGGUCAUUACAAUUGCAAGAACUCUUGGAAGGGAAUGUCUCCUUUUACAGAUGGGCAACUGAACCUUGGAAAUGGAGGCUCACCACUGGGCACAUGAUUGCUGCCUAUGGAACUUGAACUCUGGCCUUGAAACCUUGCUGGACUAUGAAUUAGAUUCUUUUUCGUUCUUUUGUUUUGUGCUGUUUUCCUAAACAGGUCUGAAAUGCACCUCCACUUCUUGAGUAUCUCAUUUAUAAAAGAGGUGAGCAACUCAAAGACAUUCCAGAUGUCAUGGUUCAAGAUGUUCUAAUGGACCUCAUGAUCAUGGUGAAUUUUGAUGCUCCUUCUAAAUUAAAAUAUUUGUAAUUUUGGUGUUUUAA